Parathielavia appendiculata is the source of this 837-nucleotide messenger RNA. RefSeq lists its product as uncharacterized. Bases 1 to 837 code for a protein of 278 amino acids. The record is from RefSeq and is a predicted model, not a curated record. Lineage: Eukaryota; Fungi; Ascomycota; Sordariomycetes; Sordariales; Chaetomiaceae. Gene Ontology annotation, molecular function: L-cystine transmembrane transporter activity. Gene Ontology annotation, biological process: L-cystine transport. Gene Ontology annotation, cellular component: vacuolar membrane; fungal-type vacuole. The transcript has 2 exons.
AUGGGGUUUCUUGAGUUUCUGUCGGCCCUCUUCGGCAUCAUGUAUUUCACGGCGUGGUCGGUGAGCUUUUAUCCGCAGCCCUUGCUCAGCUACAGGCGCAAGACGACGUCGGGGACCACUGUCGACUUUCCACUGCUCAACUGCCUGGGCUUCGCCGCCUACCUGGCCUCCAACCUGGCCUUCUACUACUCGCCCCUGAUUCGGGCUCAAUACGCCGCCCGAUACAAGGGACUGACACCCACCGUGGCUUUCAACGACAUCACGUUUGCUGCACACGCCCUCGUGCUGUCGGUCGUCAUGACCAGUCAGUACUUGUAUCCCCGCGCAUGGGGGUUUCUCCCCAGCAAAGGCAACCGGCCUAGCCGCUUCGUCUUGGGUAUCUGUUCUGGCUGCAUACUUGGUGUUGCCGCUGUCAUCUUCAUUGUGCUCGGCUCCCCGGAACGGGACAGCACCCAAGAAGCCGUCUCGUCGUGGGUUUGGCUCGACGCCAUCUACGCCAUCUCCUACGUCAAGCUGAUCGUGACCGUCAUCAAAUACACGCCCCAGGCCAUCUUCAACUACCGCAACCGCUCCACGAGAGGCUGGAGUAUUAUCGGAAUCCUCCUUGACCUUUCGGGAGGCAUCUUGAGCAUUGCCCAGCAGUCCAUCGACAGCUAUCUCCAGCGCGACUGGUCCGGCAUCACUGGCAACCCAGUCAAGUUCGCCCUGGGCAACGUGUCCAUAAUCUACGAUUUGAUCUUUAUCACACAGCAUUAUGUGCUUUACCGGGAUGCUGAAGAGAAGCCAGGCGAGCGCGACUCGCUGCUGGGCACCGACGAGGAGAGCAGGAUAAAUUGA